Hydractinia symbiolongicarpus is the source of this 2493-nucleotide messenger RNA. RefSeq names its product contactin-5-like. The record is from RefSeq and is a predicted model, not a curated record. The transcript is spliced from 9 exons. NCBI's taxonomy places the organism in Eukaryota, Metazoa, Cnidaria, Hydrozoa, Anthoathecata, Hydractiniidae. Gene Ontology annotation, biological process: homophilic cell-cell adhesion; dendrite self-avoidance; axon guidance. Gene Ontology annotation, molecular function: cell-cell adhesion mediator activity. Bases 367 to 2208 code for a protein of 613 amino acids. Gene Ontology annotation, cellular component: axon; plasma membrane.
AUAUAGUUGUUAUUUGCAUAAAUGUUCUUUGUAUUAUUCACUUCCAUAACAUGGCUUCCUAGUUUGUUUAAAAUGUAAACAAACUUUUGAAGACGAAAACACUUUUUUUUUGUGAGUCACAAAUUUUAAAAUUGAAACUUCUUUUAACAUCAUGAUGACAACCCAUGUUGUUUAAAUCAUGGUUAUAUGUGUCUUAAAAGCUUUUUAAUAUUUUAACAACUGGAUAUAAAUUUGUUUGUUUUUAUUAUAAUUCUAAAAUGUCUAAACUAUUCUGAUAUCAGGUUUAACAGAUAUUAUUUUUUCAUAAAGAAGAAAGAAGAAUUUUUAAGUAAUUUUUGCAUUUUGAAAUUCUAUCAGAGAAACGUCAUGUCGUUAUCUGCCUUGGUGGUAGGAAAAGGGCUAACUUGGUUUGACCUUUGUCACAGGAUGCUACUGUUUACUUUAGCGGUUAUUUUUUUAUCGCCAAUUACGUUCUUGUCUGUGACGUCAUUGUCGUUGCCAAAGAUUGAAAAAUUCAAACAUAUAUUCCAAGAAAUAUACGACGACCGCAAUCGAGUGCGUCAUAAUUUAGACCUAACAUGCAUUGUAUCGGGAAAUCCGGCACCAUCAAUCCAGUUCCAAUUUAACGGCUAUAAUGUUCAAAAUACGACACGAAUACUACAGAUACAUGGUCGAUUGAUAGUAAGGGAUAUUUCAUACGGCACAGAUGAAGGACAUUACAAAUGCGUGGCUAAGAAUUCAUACGGUCAAGUUUUUCAAGAGAAGCUUAUUCGCAUUCCAACUUAUGGAAAGUUUUUACCUGGUAACCAACAAAGUGAUCCGGCACGAUGGAUCGAUGUAAAAGUUGGUGAGCCGUGGGAAUUGUUUUGUCCGGAGCACACACACAUCUAUCCGGCUAAAUAUCGAUGGGGAAAAGAAGAUCCGGUUACAAAAAAAAUGCGCUGGCUGGACGAAUCGAGCAGUAUUCACGUGCUGGAGAAAGGAAGUCUAUACUUUAACUCUCUUACCGAUAGUGAUAUCGAUAAAGUGACAAAAGAUUUUCAAGGAAUCAGUUGUGUUAUUGAAGCUGGUCCCAAAGGUUUAAGUAGAUAUAUUAUCUCAAAACGAAUGUUGUUCAGAAAAAUCGGAAUCGUGUACAAUGAUUCCGCUCCAUCUAUCACUGUAGAAUUUCAAGGUAACAUGUAUGCAGAAAAAGGAGAAGAUAUUACACUACGCUGUAUUGCCAGAGGAAAUCCCAUACCAAGACUCCAGUGGUUCCGAAACGGACAAAUAAUUCAAUCUGAUAAUUCUCGUUAUGGCAUUAAUCCCUAUCUACCAACCAAAUUGACAGUGAGACAAGUGGACGAAACUGUUACCGGACAGUACAAAUGCGUGGCGACCAACAGAGCCGGCUCAGAUUUCACAGUUGGAACCCUACACAUAGCGACCUCUCCCAAAUUCGUCAAAGAUCUUCCACCAAUUUCUAACGUCACACAAGGAGAAAUGCUUCGACUUCUUUGUUCGGCCGACGGUACAAAACCUAUGAACUAUAAAUGGUAUAAAAAUGGUCGGCUUUUGUCAACAUACAUACAGAAAAAUGUGUCCAUGGUUGUUUCGAACGGCGUGUUAACUAUCACACCAGCUAGAUAUCAAGACUAUGGUAUCUAUCAGUGUUCUGCGAUUAAUAAAUACGGCAGUCAAUCAAGCGUGACCGAAGUAAACAUACAAAUUCCCAAAGUUACAAAAGGAAAGCAUAAUGGCGGAAAGAACGAAACCAUUGAUAACGGGACUAACACAAACAACAACAAUAACAAUAGAAACACAAACAGAGAUAAAAGCAAUGCAAAGAGCGAGCCACUACAGAUGCAACAUAUUAUCAUUAUCGCUUGCGGAGGUACUGUCUUUGUGAUUUUAUUAGGCGGUGGUAUUUUCAUGUACUGUCGCACGAAAGAUGAUAGUAAAGAAGUUCGCUUUAUCGCUACACCGCGCCACGAAAUCCAAAAGCCGUUUUAUAGCGAAGAAAUCGAUCUCCCUCCUCCGCCGAGGACGCUAACGGACAGCGAUGAUGAUCUUUCCUCCUUCGGAGGUACUCAUAAAAUGAAUGAGUUUAUUGAUUUGAUGUCCGAUAUAAGAUCGAGUCAGAAUACGACACCAUCAAAGACGGAACACUUAUAUUACGACAUACCCGAUGACGUCCGAAGUAAUACGACACCUUUAACCGACUUAUAGCUGUAAAUAACCGCAAAAAAUUAAGAUUUAGAAACAAAGUUAGAGAGACAAAAAUAAGUCGUGCAAGUGUCGCCGAUGUGAUAUAUCUUAACGUUUUCUGAUGCAACAUUGCAAAACCUAUCCAGUGGAAUGUGUUUUUUUCACGUCACUCGGUGACAUAAAUGUAUCAUUUAUUUAUUUUGAGAUAUGAUUUUUGAAAAAUACUUUUUAGCUAGCAUUUUAAAAAACAUUUAUACGAUUUAUACCAUAAAAUUCUAGUUGAGAAAUACAUGUUUUUUAUUAGUA